Molecule: messenger RNA, 1211 nt
Organism: Onychomys torridus (southern grasshopper mouse)
Lineage: Eukaryota; Metazoa; Chordata; Mammalia; Rodentia; Cricetidae
Gene: Ndufaf3
Product: NADH:ubiquinone oxidoreductase complex assembly factor 3
Exons: 5
Coding region: 518-1075 (185 amino acids)
Biological process (GO): mitochondrial respiratory chain complex I assembly
Cellular component (GO): mitochondrial inner membrane
Source: RefSeq, a predicted model, not a curated record
CGCCGCGCCGCCGCCAACGGUCGCACGGGUGACGGUUGGAGAGGGCAGCGGUUUCGAGACUAGCUAAGGAAACCUUAGCCGCCCGCCCCGCCCACGGGGCCCGGCUCUCCAAAGCCCGGGAUUAGGGGCCUGGCGGCGGCGCCACACCUUGGCCAGGUGUUCCUAACAGGGCCAGGUGCGCAGCUGCCCCGCCCCGGUCCCCGGGAGCCCGGAAUAAUGGCUGAGAAGCCGGGGAACAGGCCCCAGCUGGGGCCGAACACAAUGCCCCGCGGGCGCCCGUGCUAGCAGGCGCCCCUCCGCAGGGACCGGCGGCGGAGGCCUGCCUGGGGCGGGCUGGGCAACAGGUGCUGACACUAAGCCGCUGCGGCCGGCGUCUCCCCAGACAGAUGUCGGCGCCCACUGCGCCCGGCCAGUUGCGCGGAGCCCUCCGGGACGCAGGGGGCGCUGUGGCCGCGCUGAGCCGGACGUCCUUGCGAUCCCGUCGCCCCCUGGACCCUGUCCGCGGCGCCGUGCAGCCAUGGCCACCGCUCUUGGCUUCCGCUGCCUGUGGCGGGCGCAGCCUGCGCGGCUCCUUGGGCGCGCGGAUCCGCUGUGGAGGAGCCCGCGACGGGGCCACCGGCUGUCUCCCGCGGACGACGAGCUGUACCAGCGGACCCGCGUCUCGGUGCUGCAGAACGAGCUCCCUCAGGCCGUGUACAUUGACAGCUACAGCAGCAGAGGCUUCACCGUGAGCGGAAACCGCGUGUUUGGCCCGUGCGCGCUGCUCCCACAGACGGUGGUCCAGUGGAAUGUGGGUUCCCAUCAGGACAUCACUGAAGAGAGCUUCUCCCUUUUCUGGAUGCUGGAGCCCAGGAUAGAGAUCGUUGUGGUGGGCACUGGAAACAAGACUGAGCGGCUGCACUCGGAAGUGCUACAGUCCCUGAGGAAACGGGGCAUCGCUGUGGAGGUGCAGGACACGCCCAAUGCCUGUGCCACUUUCAACUUCCUGUGUCACGAAGGUCGAGUGACAGGAGCCGCCCUCAUUCCCCCUCCUGGAGAGACUAUACUCACUUCUCUGGGUCAUGCUGCAGAAUGAAACACCAGGAACAGUCAAGGAGGGCACUGGCACCUUGCCGAAUGCAGGGACUGCCAUUGUCUUCCCAUCCCUCUUGGCACUGUCAACCCUUGCCGUGCUUACUCAGGAUAAUAACUUAGACUUCUAUGUGCAAGUA